Molecule: messenger RNA, 9185 nt
Organism: Lynx canadensis (Canada lynx)
Lineage: Eukaryota; Metazoa; Chordata; Mammalia; Carnivora; Felidae
Gene: ANKRD12
Product: ankyrin repeat domain 12
Exons: 13
Coding region: 339-6515 (2058 amino acids)
Cellular component (GO): nucleoplasm
Molecular function (GO): protein binding
Source: RefSeq, a predicted model, not a curated record
GGCUGUGGUGAGAGACGGACGGAGACCGGAGAUGUUUUCAAGCCCGGCCUCCGCGGCGUUCGUGGCGGUUGCAGCGGCGACGAAGACAACGACAGCGACGGCAACACCGAGGCACUCAUUCAGGGGGUAAACCCUCCUGCGCCGUUAGUGCCUUGGGUCCGUGAGGGUGAGGGGGGCGUGGCGACAGGCGAGGAGGAAGGAGGGGCGCGGUUUCGAGCCCCGUACCCGGCGCCUGGGAGGAGACCCCUCAGUUCUGCGCUGCUCCCGUCUCCCCUCAUCAGAGCAAGAUCCAGGAUGAGAAGACUGACAAAAGAAGAAGCUAGCUGAACAGCUAUAAGAUGCCCAAAUCUGGGUUCACAAAACCAGUUCAGAGUGAAAAUUCUGACAGUGACAGCAAUAUGGUAGAAAAACCAUAUGGAAGAAAGAGUAAAGACAAGAUUGCAUCAUACAGUAAAACUCCAAAAAUUGACCGAAGUGAUGUGGGCAAGGAGAUGAAAGAGAAAUCGUCCAUGAAACGUAAACUUCCUUUUACCAUUAGCCCAUCAAGAAAUGAAGAACGAGAUUCAGACACAGAGAAAGAAGGUCCAGAAAAGAAGAAAACAAAAAAGGAAGCUGGAAAUAAGAAGUCCACGCCAGUUAGCAUUCUUUUUGGUUAUCCACUCUCUGAGCGGAAGCAGAUGGCACUCCUUAUGCAGAUGACAGCAAGAGACAACAGUCCAGAUUCCACACCAAAUCAUCCAUCACAAACGACACCAGCCCAGAAGAAAACUCCCAGUUCCUCAUCUCGACAGAAAGACAAAGUUAAUAAAAGAAAUGAACGUGGUGAAACUCCUUUACACAUGGCAGCUAUUCGAGGCGAUGUGAAACAAGUCAAAGAAUUAAUAAGUUUAGGGGCAAAUGUGAAUGUGAAAGAUUUUGCAGGUUGGACACCAUUGCAUGAAGCUUGCAACGUUGGAUAUUAUGAUGUUGCUAAGAUACUUAUAGCAGCUGGAGCAGAUGUUAACACACAAGGAUUAGAUGAUGACACUCCACUCCAUGAUUCUGCUAGUAGUGGGCACAGAGAUAUAGUCAAACUGUUACUUCGUCAUGGUGGAAAUCCAUUUCAAGCUAAUAAGCACGGGGAGCGCCCAGUGGAUGUAGCAGAGACAGAGGAGUUGGAAUUGCUGCUAAAAAGAGAGGUGCCUUUGUCUGAUGAUGAUGAAAGUUACACAGAUUCUGAAGAGGCUCGGUCUGUAAAUCCUUCCAGUGUUGAUGAAAACAUUGACUCUGAGACAGAGAAAGACUCUCUCAUCUGUGAAAGUAAACAGAUAAUUCCCAGCAAAGCACCUCUUCCAUCUGCUCUUGAUGAAUAUGAGUUCAAAGAUGAUGAUGAUGAAGAAAUAAAUAAAAUGAUUGAUGACAGGCAUAUUCUUAGAAAAGAGCUACGGAAAGAGAAUGAAGGUGAAGUAGAAAAGAAUAGCUUGUUUGCAAAACAGGAGAAAGCUUUCUAUCCUAAAUCAUUUAAAAGUAAAAAACAAAAGCCAUCUAGAGUUUUGUAUUCAAGUUCUGAAAGUUCAGAUGAAGAAAUUCUUCAGAAUAAAAAGGUUUCUGCUCCAUCUUCUGUCCCUGAAACAUCAAAUUCUGAUACACAAACCAAAAAGGAAUAUGGAGUUUCAAAUGAACACAAACAGAAAGGCAAAGUUAAAAGAAAAUUAAAGAAUCAGAACAAAAAUAAAGAGAACCAAGAGCUGAAGCAAGAAAAAGAGGGAAAAGAAAAUACCAGAGUAACAAACUUGACAGUUAAUACUGCACUCGAUUGUUCAGAAAAGACCAGAGAAGAGGGGAAUUUUAGGAAAUCUUUUAGCCCAAAAGAUGAUACUUCGUUACAUUUAUUUCAUAUUUCCACUGGUAAAUCUCCUAAACAUUCUUGUGGACUAAGUGAAAAGCAGUCAACACCACUAAAACAAGAACAUACUAAAACAUGUUUAUCACCAGGAAGUUCUGAAAUGUCAUUACAGCCUGAUCUUAUCCGGUAUGAUAACACAGAAUCUGAAUUCUUGCCAGAAAGUUCAAGUGUAAAAUCUUGUAAGCAUAAGGAAAAAAAUAAACAUCAGAAAGAUUUCCACUUAGAAUUUGGUGAAAAGUCAAAUGCCAAAGUAAAAGAUGAAGAUCAUAGUCCAACAUUUGAAAAUUCAGACUGCACACUAAAAAAAAUGGAUAAAGAGGGUAAAACAUUAAAAAAGCAUAAAUUGAAACACAAAGAAAGGGAAAAAGAAAAGCAUAAAAAAGAAAUUGAAAGUGAAAAGGAAAAAUACAAAAAUAGAGAUAGUGCUAAAGAGCUGCAGCGGAGUGUAGAAUUUGAUAGAGAAUUUUGGAAAGAGAAUUUUUUUAAAAGUGAUGAAACUGAAGAUCUGUUUUUAAAUAUGGAACAUGAGUCCCUAACAUUGGAAAAAAAAUCAAAGUUGGAAAAAAACAUAAAAGAUGAUAAAUCAACCAAGGAAAAGCAUGUUUCAAAAGAGAGGAAUUUUAAAGAAGAACGAGAGAAGAUUAAAAAGGAAAAUGAAAAAUCUUUUAGGGAGGAAAAAAUAAAAGACUUAAAAGAAGAAAGAGAGACUGUACCCAUAGAUAAAGAAACAGAAUUCAGUUCUUUAGGAACAAAUGCCAUUGAAGAAUCUAUAGGGUUACAUUCAAUGGAAAAGGAAAUAGAGAUUGAAAAACAAGAAAAGCAUGUAAAAGAAAGGGAAAAAUCAGAAAAGCGGUUUCAAACUAAAGAAAAGGAUGUUGAAAGAAAAAAUUCUGAAAAAGAGAAGAAGAUCAAACAUGAGCAUAAGUCAGAGAAAGAUAAAUUAGAUCUUAGUGACUGUGUUGACAGAAUAAAAGAAAAAGACAAGCUGUAUUCACAUCACAUAGAGAAAUGCCAUAAAGAAGGUGAAAAGAUGAAAAAUAUUACCACUAUUAAAAAAGCUGACGAUAGAGAGAAAAGUAGAGAAAAGAUGGACAGAAAACAUGACAAAGAAAAACCUGAAAAAGAGAGGCAUCUAGCAGAAAGCAAAGAAAAGCACUUGAUGGAAAAAAAAAACAAACAAUCAGACAACAGUGACUAUACUAAAUCAGAAAAAAGCAAAAAUAAAGAAAAAGACAGGGAGGUAGAUAAAAAGGAAAAAUCUAGAGAUAAAGAAAGUGUAAAUACAACUAACUCCAAACACUUCCAGGAAGAGAAGAAGUCAAGUAUGGCAGACAGUAGUAAAGCACAACAUGAGAAAACUUUAUCCCUUAAAGAAAAAACAAAAGAUGAGCCUUUGAAAACCCCUGAUGGAAAAGAAAAAGAUAAAAAAGACAAAGAUAUAGACAGAUACAAAGAACGAGAUAAGCACAAAGAUAAAAUUCAACUAAAUAGUUUAUUCAAACUAAAAUCCGAAGCAGAUAAACCUAAACUUAAGUCAUCACCAGCAUCAAAAGAUACUCGACCUAAAGAAAAGAGGUUAGUGAAUGAUGAUUUAAUGCAGACAAGUUUUGAACGAAUGCUAAGCCUUAAAGACCUAGAAAUAGAGCAGUGGCACAAAAAACAUAAGGAAAAAAUUAAGCAGAAAGAAAAGGAGCGGUUGAGAAAUCGGAAUUGUUUAGAACUUAAAGUAAAAGAUAAAGAAAAAACAAAGCAUGUACUAGCUGAGUCUAAAAAUAAAGAACUUACUAGGUCAAAGAGUUCAGAGUUGACUGAUGCUUAUACCAAGGAGAAACAGUCUAAAGAUGCUGUAAGUAACAGAUCACAAUCUGUUGAUGCCAAAAAUAUCAUGAAUUUAGGGAAGUCAUCUUUUGUUUCAGAUAAUAUCUUAAACAGAUCUCCUAGAUCAGAAAGUGAAAAACCAGGUCUCAGCUCUAGAUCUGUAUCCAUGAUUUCGGUUGCUAGCUCAGAAGAUUCCUGCCAUACUACAGUGACAACCCCCAGGCCUCCAAUUGAGUAUGACUCUGACUUUAUGUUGGAGGGUUCUGAUUCCCAAAUGUCCUUUUCCCAGUCACCUUUUUUGCCAAUUGCCAAAUCUCCUGCCCUUCAUGAAAGGGAAUUAGAUAGCUUGGCUGAACUGCCAGAGCGGAUUAAGCCACCAUUUACAAGCAGACUUCCAACAUCCCAUCUCCGAUCAUCUUCUGUAGAAGAUGUCAAACUAGUGAUAAAUGAGGGGAGACCAGCUGUAGAAGUUCGAAGGUGUAGCAUGCCAUCAGUCAUUUGUGAACAUACAAAACAAUUCCAAACAGUAUCAGAAGAAAACAAUCAAGGUGGCUUAGCUGUGCCAAGAGAUAUUUGUCCUUCUCCCAAACCUGAGGUGUCCUUAAAUGUGCCUGAAAGAGAACUUUCAAAUAUGUCUAACAUACAUUCCAGUUUUGCAGCGUCUCCAACUAGAUCUGUAAACAGCAAAUAUAUUUCAGCUGAUAUAAAUGUUAUCAAGAGUACUGUUCCAGUGGGCACUUUAAUGGACAGUCCUGUGCAUUUAGAGCCAUCUAAUCAGGUUGGUGUGAUCCAAAAUAAAUCAUGGGAGGUACCUGUUGAUAGUAGACUGGAAUCCUUAAGCACCAGUGACUUUAUCUGCCCAAAUUCUGGUACACCUGAUCAAGAUUCUUCUGUUCAAGGCUUUUGUAAUUCUGAAAACAAAAUACUGAAAGAACAGAACACUGAUUUUUUAUCCCUGCACCAGACUGAACUGCCAGGAAACUCUUGUGCUCAGGAUCCAGCGUCCUUUCUGCCUUCACAACAACCUUGCUCUUUCCACAGCCAAUCACUUUCAGAUGCUGAAUCUAUUUCUAAACAUAUGUCUAUGUCAUAUGUUGCCAAUCAAGAGCCGAGUAUUUUGCAACAGAAAAACGCAGUUCAAAUUAUCAAUUCUGUUUUAGAUACUGACAAUGAAUCUACAAAAGAGGUAGAGAAUACUUUUGUCUUAACAGAUGUUCAAAAGACAGAUGCCUUUGUCCCAUUGUACUCUGAAAGCAGUGUUCAAGAAGCAGCACCAAAUUUUGAAAAGGCUAAUACUUUACCUGUAUUACCAUCAGAAAAAGACUUUAGUGGAAACGAUGCCUCUUCCCAGCUAAAUACACAUUAUGCGUUUGGCAAAUUCAUGUAUAAGUCUUCCAGUGGCCAUGAGGUUGAGAGUAGCACUUCUGAUAUUCAGGUUAUUUCACAUGAGAAGGAAAACAAACUGGAGAGUUUGGUCUUAACUCAUUUGAAUGAUAAAUGUGAUUCUGAUUUGUGUGAAAUGAGUGCCGCGAUCCCAAAAGGGAACCUAAAUGAACAAGAUAAUCCAAAACAUUGUCCUGAAGGUGAAAAGUGUUUGCUUUCCAUUGAAGAUGAAGAAUCACAACAAAGCACUUUAUCAAGUCUGGAAAACCAUUUGCAACAGUCAGCUCAACCAGAGAUGCAUAAAUAUGGUCAAUUAGGUAAAGUAGAAUUAGAAGAAAAUGCUGAAGAUGAUAAGACCGAAAACCAAAUCCCUCAAAGGAUAACUAGAAACAAAGCGAAUACAGUGGCAAAUCAAAGCAAACAGAUUCUUGCUAGCUGUACACUACUAUCAGAAAAAGACAGCGACUCUUCAUCUCCUAGAGGAAGAAUAAGAUUAACUGAAGAAGAUGAUCCUCAAAUUCACCACCCACGGAAAAGGAAAGUAUCCCGUGUACCUCAGCCUGUGCAAGUGAGUCCCUCUUUACUACAAGCAAAAGAGAAAACUCAGCAGUCUCUGGCAGCCAUCGUAGAUUCUCUGAAACUAGAUGAGAUUCAGCCAUACAGUUCAGAGCGAGCAAAUCCAUAUUUCGAAUACUUGCAUAUAAGGAAAAAAAUUGAAGAAAAGCGCAAAUUGUUGUGUAGUGUUAUUCCUCAAGCACCUCAGUAUUAUGAUGAAUAUGUGACAUUUAAUGGCUCAUACCUCCUGGAUGGAAACCCCUUAAGCAAGAUUUGCAUUCCCACAGUAUUUGAAAUCUGCUGUACUUCUAGUACAUCUCAGUUCAACCUAAAUGGGGCUAACAUUUCAAUUACACCACCACCUUCACUGUCAGAUCCACUUAAAGAGCUUUUUCGGCAACAGGAAGUUGUAAGGAUGAAACUACGUUUGCAACACAGUAUUGAAAGGGAAAAACUUAUUGUAUCCAAUGAACAGGAAGUUCUGCGAGUUCAUUACAGAGCUGCAAGAACAUUGGCAAAUCAAACACUGCCAUUUAGCGCGUGCACUGUUUUACUGGAUGCAGAAGUAUACAGUGUCCCACUGGACGCUCAGUCUGAUGACAGUAAAACUUCUGUGAGGGAUCGCUUUAACGCAAGACAGUUCAUGUCUUGGUUGCAAGAUGUGGAUGAUAAAUUUGACAAAUUAAAGACCUGUCUUUUAAUGAGGCAACAACAUGAAGCUGCAGCUUUAAAUGCCGUCCAGAGAUUAGAAUGGCAGCUCAAACUCCAGGAACUUGAUCCUGCCACCUAUAAAUCUCUCAGCAUUUAUGAGAUCCAGGAGUUUUAUGUUCCCCUCGUUGAUGUUAAUGAUGAUUUUGAAUUGACUCCUAUAUAGCAACCGUUACUUCCGGUGGUAUCGUCUUAAACUGAUGCGGCUCAAGAGUCUUAAACUGUGGAACACUGCCUUUGAGAAAAAUACUGCUAUUCUGCCUUUACAGUUGUUGAGUAAAGUUUGACUGAAGUUGGUUAUGUAGUAAACACUGUCAUUUUGUAAACAAUGAAAAGAGAAUUAUUUUGGAUCCAAGGUCCAAACAGUUUCUAACUGAAAUCUAUUAUUUAUAUUGGUGAGAGGUAACUAUUGCAUUAGAGCAUGUUGGCCGACUGAGGGAGAUACUUUAAAAGUUGAGAAUCUGCUAACAGCACCGAAAGUUGUUAGCACUCCUAAGUAACAAGGUAACCACUAGUCUUCAGAUCUCUUUCAAGUUUUAUUAAAAUCUGUCCGUAAACUAAAAGGUUCAGUUCCUACCAAAUAGUUUCUAAUGUGGAAGAAAAACAUGGCACAAAAUUUCUUCAGUUUAUUAUAUCUGUAAAUUAACUGUACAGUUUUCUUUUCAAAAGUUUUAAUAUUGUCUUCCUUUUUAAUAACUUAUUUUAUACAUAUUGUGCAGAUGUAAAUCUUGUAAUUAAUGGUCAGAAUGUAUACAAAGGGAUUGGUAGUCAAAACAUGUACAAAGAAAUAAUUGUAAAACUGUUCUGUCUGAUGUUUUCUUGGACCAAAGUUGUAGUUUGUAUGGAGUGUAGUGGUGUGUUCAUGUAGCAAAACUUUUAAAUAAGGCAUGCAUGUGUUUGAGUUAGCUUGUUUUCAUCACCAUAACUGUAAAGGUUGUGACUUAGUUGUACUGCAUGCUUCCUAUAAUUUAACUCUCUCCAUAAGCGAUGCCUAAAGUAGUGUAGGGUGUUUUCAUGCCAGUCUCCUGGGAUAGUACCUAUGACUCACUAUGUUGGACAUAUUAUUUAGAAUUAGUCAUACAAAGAAACAGCUCUUUUUUCAUCUCACGGUAGAACCUGUUCCCCUCUCCCAAAAUGCCUUUGAAUGAAAAUUCUGAAAUUGUAAAUGUCUAUUUUAAUACUCAAGUAUGAAAGAAUCUGUGAAUAUAUGUAAAUAUGUUUAAUAAAUUUUAUUGGUCAUGUUAAAUCAUUGUAAAACUUUUUUACAUUGCUUAAAUAUAAUGUUUUAAGCUUAAUAACCUUUGCACUUUUAAAAUAAAAACAGUACUCAAAUCAAAAAAAGAGCUACUUGGUAGUCCAAAUAAAUACAAGAAACAGGCAUAUUCCAAUCAAUCUCUGCAGUGUUUAUGAAAAAUUGAUUAAUAUGUUGUAUUUUUUCCUUGUAUCAAGAUGCAAAAUGUAAUUUUCAGAAUUUUAUAAUUAAAAUAAGAUUUGGUAUGAUGUUUUUAAUAAAAUAAUUAGCAAUAUACUUAGGAAAAAGUCCAGUUUCUCCUAUACAGUGAGGUAGAUUAAAUAUUCAGGAAUAUUUCAGAUCUGAAAUCUAAACUACUUAAACAUUUUUGAAAGGAAAAUUAGGUUAUAUGUAAAAGUGAACAUAAGUAUAUGGGAUAAAAUCUACAGAACUUCCCACAGUACUUUCUUGAAUUAUAAACUAAUACUGGAUGUUUUUUAUUCUGGUAGAGAAAAGUAAAAAGCAUAUAUAUGAGGAAUAAAGUGACUUAAACUUAGCAUGCAAGUUGGAAAUCCCAGCUAAUGGGAGAGAAUGUAAAAAUUGAAGUUUUUGAGUGCAAAGGUAUAUAUUAAGCUUAGGGGUUUUUGAAUUUUUACGUCAAUUUAUAUUUUAAUUCAUACUGUACUUGGCAUGCGCAAUAAAGCAGCACGUGUAAAAAGUACACAGUGCAAGGACUUUGUUAUAAAGGUUGGAUGUAGUGUUCUUUAGAAAUUUAGAUGAAAGAUUUGGGCCUUUUUUUAUUGGACAAAUGGGGCCAAGAAAGGCAGGGUAGAUUUUGAAGCACUGGUUUUGUUGAAGUUAAGUUUAUUAAGGCUGGGAACAUGAAAAGCUAAUUUAUAAAAGCAAUACUUUUUAAUAUGAAAAAAUUAAUGCAAAUUUUGUUUAUACUUUUGCCGAAAAAUAAAAAACCAGAUUAUUGAGCAUUGAAGUCAUAGAAAAUAUGAGAGGGAUAAAUGUAUACAGCAUUUUGUUCUGAGGGUCCAACUGGAGAAGGGGGAGAAAAAUCACUCCUUGGCCAAACAGAACAAGCUGCAGAAGAGAAAAAGCAAGAAAGCAGGAAUCUGGCAUAUUUUAGUUGUCCCAGCUUUUUAAGUACUAACUCCAGUUCUCACCCUCUUCAGUGGUGCCUCAAGUUGCUGGAGCCUCUCUGCCAUGAUUCUGCUUCUGCAGAUUUCCUUUGUAAAGUGACUCAAAGCUAAUCGGAUAGCUUAAAAGAAAAGUGAAUGUCUUCUUGGUGGGAAUCUAUACUUAAGUAGUUAAGAGCUUUGAUAUUAAAGAUUUUCUGAAGCUCUGAAAUGCUAGGAAAAAACUUGGAAUGGGGUAUAUACCUAAAAAGAUUUAGGAUUCUGAAAGAGAAAUAAAGGAUGGUUAGUUUAAUCAGUGAUUUUUUUUUUUUAACUAUUCAAAUAUCAUGAACAAGAUACUAAAUUGUACCUAAGGAUUUGUAUUUCUUUAAAUCUUGUUCUAAAUCAUAUCUGUUUAAUAAAUGACUAGUUGAUAUUUGUGCAUGUUAUUUAAUAAAGAGUUAUAUUUUUAUAGAAAAAA